CCGCUAGCGGUGGUGCGCGCGGUGGCGGCGGCGGUAGCGGCGACGGCGCGUGGCAGGUCCGGCGGGCGCGAGGCGGCGGCGGCGGCGGCGGCGGCGGCCCGAGCCCGGCCCAGCCUCGUCCCGCCCGGGGCCCGCCUGGCUGCGACCCCGACCCCGGCUGCGGUCCUGUCCUGCCCCGGCGCGCCGCGGCCUCGCCCGGCCCCCGCCCGGCGCCUCCCGAGGGAGCGGCGCUGCCGGCCAAGAGCGCAGGCCCGGCCAUGACCGACUUCAAAUUGGGCAUCGUGCGGCUCGGCCGGGUGGCCGGAAAGACCAAAUACACGCUGAUCGAUGAGCAGGACAUCCCGCUGGUGGAGAGCUACUCCUUUGAGCUUCCGUUCCUGCCACUGAGCUCGGCCUCCCUCACCACGCUUUAUCUCUGCGCCCCACACAUUCGCAGUCGUGACUUGUCAAGGGGUAUCUCCAUCUUACUGCACUGUGGGCUUUUUUUAAGGGCCCGAAUGGAAGUAGAUGCUGACGGAAAUGGCGCUAAGAUAUUUGCCUAUGCCUUUGACAAGAACCGAGGAAGGGGUUCUGGGAGACUCCUUCAUGAGCUGCUGUGGGAGCGGCACCGGGGGGGCGUGGCCCCGGGCUUCCAGGUGGUGCACCUCAACGCAGUGACUGUGGACAAUCGCCUGGACAACCUGCAGCUGGUGCCGUGGGGCUGGCGGCCCAAGGCUGAAGAGACCUCCAGCAAACAGAGGGAGCAAAGCUUGUACUGGCUUGCGAUUCAGCAGCUGCCUACAGACCCCAUAGAAGAACAGUUUCCUGUCCUAAACGUGACCCGGUACUACAACGCCAACGGGGACGUGGUGGAAGAGGAAGAGAAUUCCUGCACCUACUAUGAGUGCCACUACCCGCCCUGCACGGUUAUUGAGAAGCAGCUCCGGGAGUUCAACAUCUGCGGGCGCUGCCAGGUGGCCCGGUACUGUGGCUCUCAGUGUCAGCAGAAGGACUGGCCGGCCCACAAGAAACACUGUCGGGAGAGGAAGCGUCCCUUCCAGCAUGAGCUCGAGCCGGAGCGAUGACGGGUGGGGGAGCCGCACACAUUCAAAGCCCCCGGGCUCUACCCUGGGCACAGCAGAGACAAACUCGUGGUUGAACCUGGAGGUGCCGAAGAAGCCAGCUGCAGGCCCGGGACAGCCGCCAUGAGACUCCCAAUGUUACAGGCAGUCUGUGUGGGCACAGCGCCCCUCAGUGUUCAUCUCCAGCAGGGACAGGAGGAGGCUCCACCAGGACGGUUCUCAUUAUUUAUAUGUUAAUAUGUUUGUAAACUCAUGUACAGUUUUUUUUGGGGGGAGGCAAUGGGAAGGGUAGAAAUUACAAAUAGAAUCUUUUGCUGUAAUCCUUGAAUGGCAAAUGGUCAGGCCACGUGUCUAAAAACUGUCCUGUAGCUGCAGCUUCUUCCCUGGGCUGCGGGAGCCCCACGGAGCGCGGCCUGCAUGGGAGUUGUGUCCACAAAGGCAAAGUAAAGGGGUGGAAUCAUC
Callithrix jacchus (white-tufted-ear marmoset) is the source of this 1523-nucleotide messenger RNA. It is a transcript of the gene ZMYND19, whose product is annotated as zinc finger MYND-type containing 19. Gene Ontology annotation, cellular component: synapse; cytoplasm; membrane. The record is from RefSeq and is a predicted model, not a curated record. Lineage: Eukaryota; Metazoa; Chordata; Mammalia; Primates; Cebidae.